AUGUCACAACUAGGCGAGUUGAUCAGAAGGGAAGACGACUGGACUGGGACCAAGGAUGCUGCAGCACGUAGACGAGCACAGACGAGACUCAACACGAGAGCGUACCGAAAACGCAAAGCCCUGGAAAAGAAGGCCCACGCAUCCAGUUCUACGACCAAGACGCUGAUCGAGCCAGAAGCGGCGGUGGAAUGCUGGGACGUUGAGAAACAAUCCGCUUCUAUCGUUCCAGCAUCCCGUAUGAAGCAACUAUACAAUGCGAGAAGUCCCCUAUUAAAAAAACCCCGCAAAAAGGCUUCUUGGGGAACUUUCUUCCCGCUCUGUCCAGACCACCUCAUCACCCUCCUGCAAUACAAUGUCCUACGUGCUCUGGCUGUCAAUCGCACCCUCAUCUCUGGCACCCUCGUCACGCCACUCGACUGCAACGAGGAAGUCAUCCACGUCAUCACUUACCCUUCCCAGCCCAAAGUGCUUCCCCCAACGUUGCUGCCCACCGCUGUUCAGCAAACGGUGCCGCAUGGGGACUGGAGUGACAUGUUCCCGUGCCCCAAGGCACGAGACAACCUGAUCCGGGCCGCCGACACGUUUGACGAGGACGAGUUGUGGGCCGACUGCAUCGGCGGGCUAUUCGAGGGUUUUCCUGACGACGAGGUCGAGCGACGCGGUAUGAUUGCGUGGUCGCCGCCCUGGGACAUCACGGGUUGGGAGAUGUCGGAAAGGUUUCUGAGGAAAUGGGGAUGGUUGUUUGAUGGGAUCACAGGGGUGUUGGAGGCAACCAAUCGGUGGCGGAUCGAGAGAGGAGAAGAGCCACUUACUGUAACAGUAUCACAAUAG
This is a messenger RNA of Colletotrichum graminicola M1.001, 831 nucleotides long. RefSeq lists its product as uncharacterized. The transcript is spliced from 3 exons. The coding region runs from base 1 to 831 and encodes 276 amino acids. Lineage: Eukaryota; Fungi; Ascomycota; Sordariomycetes; Glomerellales; Glomerellaceae. The record is from RefSeq and is a predicted model, not a curated record.